Cyclopterus lumpus (lumpfish) is the source of this 1572-nucleotide messenger RNA. Its product is annotated as regulator of G-protein signaling 9-binding protein. Bases 2 to 742 code for a protein of 246 amino acids. The record is from RefSeq and is a predicted model, not a curated record. Gene Ontology annotation, cellular component: photoreceptor outer segment; neuron projection. The transcript has a single exon. Gene Ontology annotation, biological process: detection of light stimulus involved in visual perception; G protein-coupled receptor signaling pathway. NCBI's taxonomy places the organism in Eukaryota, Metazoa, Chordata, Actinopteri, Perciformes, Cyclopteridae.
CAUGGGGAAAGAUGAGUGCAAAACAAUGCUGGACGCUUUGAACAAAGUGACUGCUUGCUACAGGCAUUUGGUCAUCGCUCUGGGAAGCACGUCGGAUUCGCAGAACCUGCGAGAGGAGCUGAAGAGGACCCGCAAAAAGGCCCAGGAGCUGGCCGUGGCCAACAGGACUAAACUGACCUCUCUGCUCAAAGACAAAAGCAUCAGCAAAGACGACCGAGCCGAGUACGAGCGCCUAUGGGUGCUGUUCUCGAGCAGCAUGGAGCUCCUGGAGGUGGACAUGAAAAGGUCCCUGGAGAUAGGGCAGGAUUUCCCCCUCAAGGUGCCCACGAGACACCUCAUCCAGACGGGGAUGACCGGCAGCACCACCACCGUGGCGGCCCGGGCCAUGAGCGUGCAGAACAUGAAGUACGAGGCGGACAGCAACAUCGACACGGCGGACCUCCGGGACCUGCAGUGCGAGAUCUCCCAGGUGAGCCAGAUGAUGGAGGAGAUGGAGAUGAAGGUGCAGGUGGCGCCGUGGGCCGUCGAGGCGAAGCAGGAGGCAGGCGCGGAGCUCAAGUCCAACAUGAGUGUGGGAAAUUCCUCCGUGGGUGUCAUCUCCAUCUGCGAAGAGGAGCCCAAAGAGGAGGACGGAGGAGGCAACAGGGAUGCUGGCUUUGCGUCGAUCUGCGCUGUGCUUGUGUUCUUUGUCAUCGUUACGGUCGCUGUGGUUCUCGGAUAUUUGGUCAUCAAUAUGUCCUGAGCUGUCUCCCCAACAGCCCACCCUGAUGGACACCCUGCGGGUCGGCCCACGAGCGCGUCACCGCGGUAAUAAGAGCCAGCAGCUCCACAAGAGGGAGAAAUAGCUUUUUAUUUGAGGGGCUGAAAAGAAGAAAAAAAUACGGACACGCGAAGUUAUUCAUCUUUCUCGCACUCGUGAAUGUAUUCGGUGGAGUCGAAGUGUUGCACUAGAUAUAAUGUAGAACAAUAGAAUGGACGUCGGGCACAAAUUGUGGUUAAGUAUUUUGAGGGGCUAGGGGUCGUGUAUUUUUGGAAGAGGAAAAAAAUUAAGUCAUGAAAUUACGUGACAGUGUCUGGCCAUCAGGAUGAUGCAAACAACACGUAAUCCAAGUGGAUUAGUGGAAAAGCUCAGGCGUAAAUAAAGCCUACUAUUAAGUACUCCUCUUGGAUGUUCUGCUGCAUUGGUGCUUUAAAUUUCAUGAAUUCCAUUCAGUAAAGUCAGACGUGUUGAGCAGGAGACCAUGUAGUCAUAGAAGUAAAGGGUCAUGUCGUAUGGGAAGUAAUAUAGAGCCAGAGUUCCCGUUGGAAGUGAUCAAAUCCGCACUGUUCCACACUCCUGUUUGUACAGUUUUAAUACGUCAUAACAUCUAUAGCCAGAUUGUUGUCAGCCUGCAUUUGACUUCAUUGCAUCAAAUCACAAUGUGCUUCAUCAAAGAGCCUUGGGGACCUGAGAGAAGUCCACAGUCGUUUAAUAAUGCACUGUAAGCCUGUUUGUGUUCCUUUUCAGGGUUAUCUGGCAAACAGUGUUGAAUGUAAAUUGCAACAUGUGAAUAGAGGGUUUGUUCAUACAGA